ACCGUCCGGGGAAGAUGGCGUCGCCGAGUGCGGGUGCAGAUUUAGAACAGUCUUUGCUGAGCUUCGAGAAGUUGGAUAGAGCUUCACCAGAUUUAUGGCCAGAACAAAUGCCAGGGGUAGCGGAAUUUGCAGCAUCUUUCAAAAGUCCUAUUACCAGCUCUCCACCCAAAUGGAUGGCAGAACUUGAAAAAGAUGAUAUUGACAUGCUGAAAGAGUUGGGAAGUCUUACUACUGCUAACUUAAUGGAGAAGGUACGAGGCCUACAGAAUCUCGCUUACCAGUUGGGAUUGGAUGAAUCACGAGAAAUGACCAGAGGAAAAUUUUUAAACAUUUUGGAACGGCCCAAGAAGUUGCAGUAAAAUUCCAACCACUUGUUUCUGAGAGAAGACCCAGCACUUGUUUAAAGACAAUUGCUGUCUACGGAUACCUCCACAUUCUUCACAUAUCGUCUGUUCAGACUGCCUAUACAAUAGAGCGUCACAAGAUCAUACUUUAAGGACAACUUAUCUUUUAGCCUAUAAGGCAAAUUGUUUUUAAUUGGAAAUAGAAACUACAGUUGAUGCUUGUUUGCUGUAGAAAGGCAGCAUUUGGUUUGCCUUGUGUAUAUGAAAUUACAAUAUUGUUAUAUUGUCGUGGACUCAUCUAGAUGUAUUUCUUAUCGUAUAUUUAGAAUUUGUUAUUCCCUUUUAACACGCAAUGAAGUAAGGUUACGCACAACAAUAGCACUUUAGGGCUUCUGAUUCUAUCAGCACAUGCCCACAUUUGGAUAUCAAAUAAUAAUACAUUUGAUGGAAGGAGCAUUGUAAAGAAAAUUGUCUGGGAGUACAAUGGCUUUUCACAAACCCCACUUGUUUGUUUUAGACAGAAUAACAUAAAAUUGAACAUGUUUUCAGAGAUUUAAUAUGGCAUUUCAAAAGAUUGUCCAAACUUCUCUCCUACAGUUUGUGAGGCCAUCUCGAGGCUUUGCUGUGCUUCUACUUUUUAACACAUUACUGUCUGUGUUGUCAGAUUUUUAAUGAUAGAGCAUAUAAAAGCUAUGUUAAAAUGAUUGUGCAUUGGACUAGUACCCUAAAGGGUGAUUGAUCAACAGUUAGAGGUUUAGACUGGAGUGUGCAAAAAGAAAUCUGGCAUUGGCAUUAAAUUACUUAUUCCACCUGAAAUAUUAUGGAUCUGUGACUAACAAACAGGACAAAUCUUUGAUAUUUUGCUCCAAAGUGAAAACAAAGCUAACUUAAUUAUAAAUCAAUUUAAAAAGGUGUCAUGCCAAACCGAAAUAAUUUUGAUUGAGAAGAGAGAUUGUAAUCAUAUCUAAGAAUACGUAUGGCUGUGCAUCAAGCAGUCUUGUUUAGAUGAAUGAUUCAGGCAUGUGUUGCAAGGGAAUAACUUCUGCUAUCGCUCUAAUUUAUUUCCCUUUUGGUAUCAGAAGAAAACAUUAGGACGUAUUCAGUUAGUAACUUGGAGAAAGAUUUUUCUUAAUUUUAUUUGUCCUUCAUUUCCUGGGCCCCAUGUGUCUCCUUCCUGGCUACCAAAACUAUGCUUUGUGAUUGACCUGCAGCAGGGAUAAACAGUUGGGCUGCAAACUGCAUAGUGGAGUAUUGAAUCUUGGGAGAGGGGUCGUUUUAAGAAGAAAAAUAAAUUAAACCAAAUUUUGAUUCGAAAUUUUAAACAUUAAGUAGAGAACAUGAAAGUCUAAGUUGUACUUGAUCACAAUCACGCAACCGAGUAUCACUGUAGUCAGGGACACAACACAAACCCAACUUUCCAUAUCAAAUUUCACAUGUUGAUGCAAACAGUUCUGUUCAGUCCAAUCCCAUUGUCACGUUAUUUGGAAUUAGAAUUGCAGCAUUCUAAUAAAAUGGAGACCAUCCUUUAAAAUUUCAGCCUUGGUAACUGAUGCACAAAGCUAAACUGAAGUCUGAUUUUAGAACUGGGAUAAAGUCACAGGGAAAUAUUGGACAAAAUCACUGGAAACAUUGACCUCUCCAGCGACCCAUGGACAUCUCAAAUAUGAGAAGCUUAGAUCUUAAGUGGUUGCUUGUAAAGGGGUGUGACACUUUGUUGUAGAUGUACAAAUCAUUCAAGCCACCUGCCCCUACCCUUCAACAUUGUUCCAAUUACUAGGUUCAAGCUUUGUUUCCAUAUAUUUUUGGAAUUGAAAUCGGAUCUAGUUUCACAAACAGUGUUGUGCAAAAG
Messenger RNA from Hemiscyllium ocellatum (epaulette shark), 2193 nucleotides. It is a transcript of the gene lin52, whose product is annotated as lin-52 DREAM MuvB core complex component. NCBI's taxonomy places the organism in Eukaryota, Metazoa, Chordata, Chondrichthyes, Orectolobiformes, Hemiscylliidae. Bases 15 to 359 code for a protein of 114 amino acids. Gene Ontology annotation, biological process: regulation of DNA-templated transcription. The record is from RefSeq and is a predicted model, not a curated record. Gene Ontology annotation, cellular component: DRM complex. The transcript is spliced from 6 exons.